UUAUAAUCCACACACAACCCACCAAGAACCAUUUUACCUACAAUAACAUCGUCUUAUCACCAUCCUUCCUAUACAAACAUCACAUCAACAUCACAUCAACAUCAACAUCAAUCAACAUUACAUUCCAGUACCCUUACCUUACUUACACUUGAACAACUUCUUUUCAGUGUAACAAGACACAUUGAUUGAUCUUCGAUUCCGAUUCCAAAUCUUCAACAAGAUUCCGCUCGAUUCUUCCUUUCAUACAAAAUAAAGAUACCAUUCAUAUCCCAUUCAUCUUUCCGCACCUCGCCGGAACAUCAUCGAUUCAAACGAACGCAAUUUAUUCCGAAAGCGCAUACUUGACCUACUUAUUUCACACCCACAUCCACCCCGUUUUCUCCUCCACACUUUCAACCCCCAACUUGAACCUACAUACAACCCACAUCGAAAAUCCUCAAGAUACUUUUCAAAGACCGUUUAUUCAACCCUCUUUUACAAUACUCUAGAUUGACUAUUGUAAAUACAAAUACCAUCACAAGGACGAAACUCAAUCAAUAACAAACCAACAUUCCUCCACGAUUUCGCGAUUGAGUCGCGAUUUCUCCCCGCAGUCGUGCCUUCACCCUUACAACAGCUCGUGCGUUCGAGCAAAAAAGACUUUCAUCAUGCCUUCCAGAUUAAAUGCGCCGGUCUUGACCGUCGAUGCCAAACUCAUUCAUAAAGUUGACACUAGAAAUGUUGAAAACCUUUACAGCAUGUGGACUGGUAAGUUUACUUCCUCUUCACCAUCACAUCAUGGAAUUGUUACGCGUGUGACAUUCCUAUGAUUCAAGACACUAACAUUUCUUCAUAGUUUUCUCUAGGUGUGCGGGAUCAUUAGAAGAAGGUCGAAGAUUAGAGAACUUAAGCUGGAGAUUAUGGACACGAGAAACCUUUUGCUGUGAACCAACUUCAGAAGCAAAUGCUACCACACCCGCAAUCUCAAUAUCCUCACGGAGUUCCGAAGGUCAAUAUUCGAAUGAUGUCCCAGAGUUGAGUGGAAGCUUAGAUUCGGUCGUCGAUGAAGAAGCAAUUGAAUUCGAAGAAAGUACCGACGCUUCCCCUCUCGAUAUCUCCCAUCCACAAAUUCGCAGACAAGAUUCUUGCAAUAGCAGAAGUCGAGGAAGAGAACGCCACAUCACCCCCAAUGACCUUGAGAAGAUGGUUAUAACUAUUAAGGAAAAGAAAGAUUUGGCUCCUCUCACCAUCACCACACCUUUCCUUGCGCCACUCGCCGAGAGAAUACCACAAUUCACUCAACCACAAUAUGAAUCAUCUGCCACUGUAGCAGAGUCUUCAUCAGCCAACUCAUCGGCUCAAUCCGCCACCACUCAGUCAUCUAUUGCCAUCUCUGAAAAGGGUGCUACCUCGGUUGUGAAAGGUUUCUCACUUUCCCCAGCACAUGUCAGCAGCUCAAUGCGUUCAAUGCCACUCAACACUGUGCCAUCAUCAAUCCCAACUGCCGAUAUCGUCGCAGCGGAUACUUCGAAAGCACUCGCACCAAAGAAGAAGCAGAUGUUCGCUCUCGGUGGAUCUUCAGGUGAAGACUCGCUUAGUGAGCAAGCAGUUUCCAUGGACAACAAACCAUUAACCCUCCAAAAGAAGAAGCCAGCUAAAUUCAGCUUCGGUGGAUCAUCAAAUGAAGACGAGAGUUCUUUACCAAACAGAAUGCAACCACGCAGCUCAAUAACUGACAAACUGCAAAAGCCUUUGGCUAAGAAGCAAACUUCAUUCCAAGAAGAAGUUGCCACGAGAACCAUUCAAGAGGAGGUAUUCGAUGAUGAUGUUUUCGAGACUGAUGACGAGGAUGAUGUUGAUGAGAGUGCCAUUGAUGACGAUGAUGAUUCUUCUGAUUGGGAGGAUUCAGUUGAGGAUAGUGGAAACGCAAGCAUCGAUGACAAGACCUUCUUUCAACGCGUCGACUCAAGACCACAACUCACCUCAAGAAGAUCAUUAAUUACUACAAUGCUUCACCAAAAUGAUCGUGCUCAAGCACUUGCCACCGAGGCUUCUCGAUCAACACCUGCUCUUAGACGUUCCCGAAAUUCUUCGCCAAAUGGUCCUUCUCUUGCAGCAUCACCAGAAUCCGAUGAAGCUCCUCUCAUGAUGAGAGGACUGAAAUCAAUCGCCGAAGUUCCUCGUGGAGCUCAACCAAUCAUCAAAACAACUACCAACACUACCGCACAUCACCAAGCACUUUCACCAAGAACCACAAGACGAAACAUGCUCGCCACUGAAUUGACUGUCAGUCUUCGCCAAAACCUCCUAUGGGAGAGAAGACAAAAGUCAUCCGUCAACGAAGCAGCCGCUGCUCUUAAGAGAAGACAUACUGCACACGAUGUUAAAAACCUUAAACAAUACCCUGAGAAGGUUUAUAUGGAUAAGGAUGAUCAAGCUCUUAACUCAAGCUGGAAUCAAUACUUCAGUCAAGGGUUAGGAGAGUAUCAUUCUAAAGGAUGGUAGAUUUUGAUCACUAUCUCGUGUUAGUCGCAUAAUGUAAUGGGUUUCUCUUUUGCGCAUCGAGUAACAUCAGUGGUAUACAAUUUAUACGUUCGACUUUAUGUUACAUUCUGGUACAUAAAGUCUUACAAUGACUUCACAGUCAACUGCAUUCAUCGUCAUGGAGUUUCUUGGCAUAGAAACAUGACGUGCGGAUCAUUAUGCGGCACAGCAUUGGGCACGAAUUAAUGUCUUUGCUUUUCAGUUUGCAUUAUAGCGAUUGUUUUACAGCACAGGAUUCGGAGGGAUAUUUGU
Sclerotinia trifoliorum is the source of this 2775-nucleotide messenger RNA. The record is from the annotation of a GenBank genome assembly. NCBI's taxonomy places the organism in Eukaryota, Fungi, Ascomycota, Leotiomycetes, Helotiales, Sclerotiniaceae.